Molecule: messenger RNA, 2259 nt
Organism: Aspergillus mulundensis
Lineage: Eukaryota; Fungi; Ascomycota; Eurotiomycetes; Eurotiales; Aspergillaceae
Exons: 5
Coding region: 1-2259 (752 amino acids)
Biological process (GO): lipid metabolic process; Arp2/3 complex-mediated actin nucleation
Cellular component (GO): actin cytoskeleton; Arp2/3 protein complex
Molecular function (GO): actin filament binding
Source: RefSeq, a predicted model, not a curated record
AUGGCUACCGCAGAAACCCACCAUCUCUUUCACGCCCCCAUUGCCGAUCAUUCGUUCUCCUCCGACAAGUCGAUCCUCGCUGUCGCCCGCGAGAACAAUGUGGAGCUUUACCAGAAGACAGGCAGCAAGUUCUCCUUGACCGAUGAGCUGAAGGGCCACGAGAAGACCGUUACCAGUGUGGACGUCGCACCCAACUCGGGUCGCAUUGUUACUUGCUCGCAGGACCGCAACGCCUACGUUUGGGAGCAGACCCCCGCUGGUUGGAAGCCGACGCUGGUACUACUUCGGAUCAAUAGGGCUGCAACCUUCGUGCGCUGGUCGCCCUCCGAACAAAAAUUCGCCGUCGGAUCCGGUGCCCGCGUGAUCGCUGUAUGUUACUUCGAAGAGGAGAACGACUGGUGGAUUUCCAAGCACCUAAAGAAGCCAAUUCGGAGCACCAUCACCACCCUGGCUUGGCAUCCAAAUUCUGUUCUUCUCGCCGCAGGCUCGACUGACUCUCACGCGAGGGUCUUUUCUAGCUUCAUUAAGGGCGUUGAUACUCGCCCGGAGCCCAGCGCCUGGGGUGAGCGACUUCCGUUCAACACCAUCUGUGGCGAGUUUCUAAACGACUCCGCGGGAUGGAUUCAGGGCGCUUGCUUUUCUCCCAGUGGGAAUGCGCUUGCAUUUACUGGGCAUGACAGUAGUGUCACCGUCGUUUACCCUAGUGCCCCUGAGCAGCCCCCCAGGGCAAUGUUAAACAUCUCGACACGUCUCCUCCCAUUCAACAGCCUGAUCUGGAAUGGGGAGAACGAGAUUAUUGCUGCUGGUCAUGAUUGCGAACCAUAUCGCCUGCGUGGCGACGAAAAUGGAUGGCAGUUGGAGGGCAGCAUUGAGAGCAAGACGGGCGGAGGCACAGGGAGCGUCCGUGAAGAGUCUGCCCUUAACAUGUUCCGUCAAAUGGACUUGAAGGGCCAAACGCAGGCCGACACUCAGCUCAAGACUGUCCAUCAGAAUACCAUUAACACUAUUAGGGCUUAUGAGGGCACCGAUGGUGCGGUGCAUAAACUAAGCAGUCUAGGGUGCUACACAAUUAUGAGUGUGUUUCUUGAUAGUUUCUUCCUUGCUUUCAAUGUUGUCCUCGCACAACUAUGCACCGUCUCAGUUGCUCAUGUGGCACCUGAGAAUGAUCGGCCGGAGAAGCAGAUCUCGUCGGACCUCUUCGACUCUCUUGAGGAGCUUUCCCGCAUCGUUGAUAUAGCCUACUGCAUUGGGACCACUGGUGUUCAGAAACCGUUUCAAUGCCUUAGUCACUGUCAAGAAUUCAAAGGAUUCGAACUGGUCAACGCAUGGCAUACGGGCUUUUUUCUCUCUGACUCCUGCGGCUACGUCGCCAUCUCCCACCCACCUUCACCGAAGCGAAUUGUCGUGGCCUUUCGUGGAACAUACUCGAUCCCAAAUGCCAUCGUUGACCUUUCUCUGUACCCUCAGGAGUACGUGCCGUUCACCGUCGGCAACGAUACCGAUGAUGAUACGCCAGACUGCAUAGAUUGUUGGGUACACCUUGGUUUCAUGAAUGCAUGGCAAUCUACGCGCACAAUAAUUAUGGACACCAUCUCCGCAUUAAUAGACGAGUAUCCGGAUUACACUUUGACGUUGGUGGGCCACUCGCUCGGCGGCGCUGUCGCGGCACUUGCGGGAACAGAGAUGCAGCUUCGCGGAUGGAAUCCUGUCGUGACGACGUUUGGAGAACCUAGGGUGGGAAACCAGGCCUUUGUGGACUUUCUGGACACAGUCUUCCAACUUGAUUCUGGCAACGAGAAGUGGUGGAAAUUUCGCAAGGUGACGCAUGUAAAUGAUCCUGUUCCUCUUAUUCCGCUCACUGAAUGGGGCUAUGAGAUGCACGGUGGGGAGAUUUACAUUUCCCGUGUCGAGCUUCCGUUUUCCGUUGAAGAUGUCAAGUACUGCCAGGGUGGCACCGAUAAAGACUGCAUUUCCGGCGCCGAGGGACGAUACACCACUCUCGCUCGACAUGGUUCACACGGGGGUAGUUUUUCCCAUUCUAAUGAGGACCAGCAAGUCCUCUCACGUCCAUCUGUCUCGGAAGAGGGCCAGGAUUACGAGAAAGGAGCGUCUUCAAAUCCGGUUUUCCAGAUCGCAUCUCAUCUCCCGUGGAAUAUAAUUCCACCCAGGUUCCGAUUAUGGGAGUUACUUUACUCCCACCGCGAUUAUUUUAUCAGUUUGGGGCUUUGUGUCCCUGAUAGCGACCCGUCAGGGAUGUGA